CUUGCAGAUGUGACCCACAGGAUAGGUCACCGAGGCUUGACCCAACUUACAAAGUAUGACUGAUGUUCCGGACAACGCUCCAGAACACUGUCCUGGUACGAAGAGCGAGGACGCUGGUAAGGCGUCUGCAUGUGCUGGCUGUCCCAAUCAGUCUGUUUGUGCAAGCAGCAAGCCCAGGACUCCAGAUCCAGAUGUUGGGCGAGUGAAAGAAAGGAUGGCUGGAGUUAAGCACAAGAUAGUUAUUCUGUCUGGCAAGGGAGGUGUAGGGAAGAGUACCUUUUCGGGGCAACUUGCUUAUGGAAUAGCGGCCGAUGAAACUAAGCAAGUUGGUCUAUUGGAUAUUGACAUAUGUGGUCCAUCCAUUCCACGGCUUAUGGGUUGUGAUGGAGAACAAGUUCACCUGAGCAAUUCAGGAUGGUCACCAGUUUACGUUGAAGACAACUUGUCUGUCAUGUCUGUUGGAUUUUUGUUGGAAAGUCCGGAUGAUGCGGUUAUUUGGCGAGGACCAAAGAAAAAUGGUCUAAUCAAACAGUUUAUGCGAGAUGUUGAUUGGGGUGACUUGGAUUACCUAAUCAUAGACACACCACCUGGAACUUCAGAUGAGCACUUGUCCAUUGUACAGUAUCUUAGCAGUAGCCAUGUUGAUGGAGCAAUAGUUAUCACAACACCACAAGAAGUCUCUCUCCUUGACGUGAGAAAAGAGAUCAAUUUCUGUCGUAAAGUAAAUUUACCAAUUAUGGGAGUGGUGGAGAACAUGAGUGGGUUUAUAUGUCCAAAAUGCAAACAUCAAUCACAAAUAUUCCCUCCAACGACAGGAGGAGCAGUAAAGAUGGCAAAAGAUAUGGGCAUUCCGUUUCUUGGAAGUAUUCCUCUUGAUCCUAGCAUAGGUAAAAGCUGUGAUGAAGGAAAGUCAUUUCUGAAAGAACAUCAAGACAGCCCUGCUGCUGCUGCUUUUCACAGUAUCAUAUGUGAAAUAUCAAGACAAUGCAGUGGAAGUCCAAGUGAAGAAGAGCACUAAUCAUGUGCCGCAAAUGUAAUUCUCUUGCUAUGCAGUUGUUACAUAUAGACGCAGUAUACUAUAUUUGCACAAAGGAUUAGUGGUAACAUCAU
This is a messenger RNA of Corticium candelabrum, 1110 nucleotides long. RefSeq names its product cytosolic Fe-S cluster assembly factor nubp1-A-like. The record is from RefSeq and is a predicted model, not a curated record. NCBI's taxonomy places the organism in Eukaryota, Metazoa, Porifera, Homoscleromorpha, Homosclerophorida, Plakinidae. Gene Ontology annotation, molecular function: ATP-dependent FeS chaperone activity; ATP binding; 4 iron, 4 sulfur cluster binding. Bases 56 to 1018 code for a protein of 320 amino acids. Gene Ontology annotation, biological process: iron-sulfur cluster assembly. The transcript has 10 exons. Gene Ontology annotation, cellular component: cytosol.